Molecule: messenger RNA, 3280 nt
Organism: Dendrobium catenatum
Lineage: Eukaryota; Viridiplantae; Streptophyta; Magnoliopsida; Asparagales; Orchidaceae
Product: CWF19-like protein 2
Exons: 13
Coding region: 274-2508 (744 amino acids)
Biological process (GO): mRNA splicing, via spliceosome
Cellular component (GO): post-mRNA release spliceosomal complex
Source: RefSeq, a predicted model, not a curated record
CGUCUUGCUCCCCAGAUUGUAGAUCCCCAGCCCAAAUUUCUGAAACUCAAUAAUCGCCUCCAGAUUCCGGGAACUCGCGAGACUAUUAAAAUUGGGAGGAAGUCGAGAGGGAUCGCUGCAGAAGGCAUCGACAGGACCGGAGGCGUGCGAAGGAGAAGAGGAGUCUGUAAGUUAGAGCUGAAGGACAACGGAGUUGGGAGAGGGGUUGGCGGCAAUACGGUCAAAACUUCUAUAUCGUCCAUACAAAAUUGAUGUGCGGAACUACCUCUGAAGAUGUUGUCUGGGGUUAAGUUUAUUCCACGAGAGGAGCUUCUUGAGGAUGAGGAGGAUAAUUCGAGCGCAGACAAGCAGAAGAAGAUGAAUAGGAAACAGGAGAAGCACCGCCGCCGCGAUAGGUCUGAUGAGAGCUCUGAGAGGGAUGAGCGGCGUACAAGAAAGUGCAGCAAGAAGAUGAGGAGUGGGAGUUGGAGUUGCUCGGAUGCUGAUUCUGAUUCCUCUGAGAGAGUAACCAGCAGUCAUUCUGAUAAAGGGGAUAGAAAAUCCAAAAGUAGAGACAAAAGUUCUCGACAUGAGAGGGAUGGUAGAAAAAAAAGGGAUAGGGUUGGUAAAAAGAAAGGGGAUCAAAGUGGUGCUGUGGAUGAGAAGAAAAGCUUAGAUGGUGAUACUGAUUAUAUGAUUGAUCAAAACAUUGGGAUUUCGAGAAAAGAGAUGGGUCUUGAGUGGAUGCUUCAAGCUGGCAAUAGCCUGCAUGGUAAUCCAGCAUCAACUGAAAUCAAGCAGGAGGAGCACCAAGUUGAGGAGGGGAAGAGAGUGAAUCCAAAAGAACUAAAUCCAUAUCUCCAAGAUGAUGGAAGUGGGUAUCCCAAUGAUGCAUUAAACUCGGCUGGUGGUUCCAGCCAACUUCUUUCUUCUUCACUUGUUGGCGAUGGAGGUGCAAGUUGGCGACUGAAAGCCUUGAAGCGUGCAAAAGAACAAGCUGCUCGUGAAGGACUAACACUCCAAGAGGUAGUCGGAGAACGAUGGGGCUCAUUGCAGGAACUAGCAACAUCAGUGGCAGUUCAUCGAUCUGCCCCAGCUCAUGCUCAUUUGCAUGCGAUAAAAGAAAGAAAGAAGGGACAAAGUAAUAUAGAAGAAGCUCAGGAUAAACAUCAUUUGUCUUCUGGGAAGCUUGAUAUGAAGAAGCCUAAGCAGGACAAUUUGCAGUGGAGAAGCAAACAUUUUAAGAAGAUUUCUUUGGAGGAUAGUUCUCUUGCCUCUGAGGCAAUAUCUUGCAUAAAUAAGUUUUCUAAUGAUGGUAGCUUUAUGAAUAGCAUUAUUAAUCAGCAAAAUGAGGAUUCCUAUGUCCAUGACCAUUCUUUCACUGAAACUAAAGAGGCAAAAAGUAUCAAUGAGGAAGAUUUAGCUUCUGAAAGUAGAGAUUUUGGCGAAUUGCUUUCAACUAAAAUGCAGGCUGUAAGUUCCAAUCAGCUAGCUGCAAAAGUAUUACAGCUUAGAAUGAAAGGAAAGCAUGAGGAGGCUGACAACCUUUCUAAGCACAUGGAUCUAUUGGUAGAGAAUUCAAAUGCAAGAUCCAAGGCUAUACGACAAGAAGCUGGAGGCAAAAGUAGCAGGUUUAUUGAGAAACACUUAUCUGGUGAAAGGAAGAAGCAUGAGAAUGAUGGUGAUAAGCAUCUUGCACAGAAAAUAGUACAAAAUAGAAGAUAUAGCAUGUCUGGAAAUGCAGAUGACGAGUAUGAUUUUUAUGAGGGAGCUCCCAGCAGAAAACAUAGUAAGAAAAAGGAUGAUGCACAUGAAGAUAAAAAUAUCUUACCAAAACAAAUGUUGACUCAGAAAGAGCGCUGUCAAUUUUGUUUUGAGAACCAAUCUAGACCAAAACAUCUUGUCGUAUCAAUAGGAAAUUUCACUUACUUGAUGCUUCCACACUGGGAACCUGUUUUACAAGGCCAUUGCUGCAUUCUGCCAUUGCAGCAUGAAUCAGCUACCAGAACCAUUGACAAAAAUGUCUGGGAAGAAAUUCGAAACUUCAAGAAGUGUCUCUUAAAAAUGUUCUCUAAGCAAGACAAGGAUGUCAUCUUUCUUGAGACAGUUAUUGGAUUAUCUAGGCAACGUCGACAUUGCUUAAUUGAGUGCAUACCUAUUCCUUCUCACAUUGCAAAGCAAGCUCCAUUGUAUUUCAAAAAGGCUAUUGAUGAGGCAGAGGAUGAGUGGGGGCAGCAUGACAUGAAGAAGGUCAUACCAACAAAUGGGAACUUACGGAGUGUUAUCCCUGAGAACUUCUCCUACUUCCACGUUGAAUUUGGGCUGGACAGAGGCUUUGUCCAUGUCAUUGAUGAUGAUAGCAACUUUCCUAGUAGCUUUGGCUUGAAUGUAGUCCGAGGCAUGCUGCGCCUCCCUGUGGAGACAAUGCACCAUCAUCAGAGAAGAGAACCAGCUGAGAAACAGAAACAAGCCGUUGCCACCUUUGUCCAGGAAUGGGAGCCCUUUGAUUGGACCAGGGAGAUUGAUUGAUUCGUACAGUUUGCCACUGCGUUUUGAAAGGAGGCUGUUUUCUGAUUCCAAUUUGGAGAGCAGCUUGAGGGGCUUGUCGAACCAACAAUGGUGGAUAUCAACCUGGUCCUUUGCCUUGUGAGCUUACGAUGGAGCCACAACUCAAUUUUGAUGACAUGCAUAGAUGAGCUGGUCAGAUGGGCGGGCACGGGCGAGAUGGUGGCAUAUUAGAGCAAAAAAAUAUUUUUGAGGGAGGGCAUUUGCCUACUUUGAAGCAAGGGGGGAUCUGACCAUGCUUUCAAUUUGUUGCUUCUUAUCAAAUUGACUUUUUGAAGGAUCAAGUUUGGCUUGUAGCUUGUUCAAAUGUGGGCAGGCUGGUGGCGAUGACUGGUGGUGGUGUAGGCGGUCAACAGGCAGUGACAAUGGUGAUGCAUAUGUAAUGCAUUUGAAAAUUGUUCAAAUCUGGGGUAAUCUAAAUGCGCCUAAAAUGAACUAGUUGGUGUCUUUAAAAUGCACUCAUUUUACACCCUACAUUUCCUUUUACUUCAAACCAAAUAUCAAUAUAUUUAAAGUCUCUACAUUUGAAAUAUUUUACUUCUUCUUUGCAACAAAUCAAACAACCGUUUGUUGCCAAUGAGGAUAAAGUUUGGCUUUGUAGCUUGAUUGAUUGUGGGUUUUUUACUUUGGCCCUUUUUCCAUUUUUUAUAUUUUAUGAGAGAGAGGGCUAGAUAACUUUGUAUUGAGUAAAACUUACUUUUCAUGUUGGCUUAGUGAAUUAAGAUAGAUGAGACAA